Messenger RNA from Nannizzia gypsea CBS 118893, 2838 nucleotides. RefSeq lists its product as hypothetical. Gene Ontology annotation, cellular component: NatB complex; cytoplasm. NCBI's taxonomy places the organism in Eukaryota, Fungi, Ascomycota, Eurotiomycetes, Onygenales, Arthrodermataceae. The coding region runs from base 1 to 2838 and encodes 945 amino acids. The record is from RefSeq and is a predicted model, not a curated record. Gene Ontology annotation, molecular function: protein-N-terminal amino-acid acetyltransferase activity. Gene Ontology annotation, biological process: N-terminal peptidyl-methionine acetylation. The transcript is spliced from 8 exons.
AUGGCAUCCAACGCUGUAAUUGAGCGAAGAAACAAACAGAUACAGGAUGCUAUAGACGGACAGAACCUGAAGCAGGCAUUACAGUUGUGUGAAAAGCGGCUGAAAAAAGGCGAGGACUCGUCCUUUUUGAAGGCAUGGAAAGCAAAUAUCCUCUUUAGUCAUGCCGACGAGGCGCAUCGCCAGCGCGGUGUCGCGGAAACUCUACAGCUGUGUAGCGCUUCCCCGCCUGUCUCCGACCUCGAGGCCCUGAAUAUACUGCACAGCACGCUGAAUGAGAUAGGAGAACAUGAAGAAAUGGCUCGAGCCUUGUGGCAGAAUGCUGCCAAAGCGAAACCCCAAGAUCUGGAGGUCCAAUUAAGGUGGUUCAAGGUUGCAUCAGAUGGCGGAGAUUGGAAGACAGCUCAAAAGGCGGCCAUGAGUCUACAAAACAACUUUCCAAAGGCUAGAAAAUACUACUUCUGGGCCAUCUUUAUGUGUUACUUAAUUGAACGAGACACGACAAGCUCGGAUAAUGAGCGAAAGCUAUUUGGUACUCUGGCGUAUCGCAUGAUAUCCAAAGCAGCAGGCAGCGUACCAACAGACCCGAAGGAGCUGUUAAGCAUACCGCGAGCAAUUCAGACUGCGGAAGAGUUAUACUUGUUAAUUAAAAUAUACGACAGCCAAUCUCGCCACAAGGAGCUUGUUGAAAUACUCAACAGUGAACACCUAGGAGUUACCUCUCGCAUUGCCCAGAAUGAAUGGCUGUUUUUUACAAACAAGCUAUCAGUAAUUGAGAAGAGCGGUUUAUGGGAACAAGCUUUAGCGUUCACAAAAGAAUUGCUAACGCUUGACGACAGUGUAACAGCAGAAUCGAAGCCGGAUGCCAGAUAUGAAGAGAGAGAUGAUUGGAAAGUGUGGAAUCUCCUCCUCCUUGCCACAAGGAAAGUAGAGAAGCAAGAUGCCUUCCAAGACACCACAGAGAUCAUUUCAAACUAUAUAAAGAAACGCCCGGCUUCAAGGAACGCCCAGCUAGCUAACCUUGAAUUGAAGCUGCAAGGAACUGAAAUAGGGAAAUCCACUCCUGAUGAAGUGCUCUCUGGUUGCAUCGAAUAUUUCAGGCGUAACCAACGGAAAAUAUACUGCUUCAAUGACCUGCAAAGGUAUCUCACUGAUUUGGAUACAGGCCUCUAUUCGAAAUUUGAGAGUGAAGUGUCCAAGAUUGUAGAGGAGGCUACUAAGUCCAGUGCAAUUCCUAAAAUCAAUGCAUACAAACUGGAGUAUUGUUUCAGACUUGGAUUCGAGAACACCAAGGCUGCAAUCACAAAUGUGGAGAAUUUCGUCUGUCGCUGCUUACACGACUUCAAGGAGGCCGGGAGAGCUGAUGCUGGCGAUACGCCUUCAACCAUUGAAGCAGAGCCAACAGACGAUCUUUGCCUGCUGGCUGCGAUGGCCUUGAUACGCUUACAUGAGACUGUAUCUGGUUUGCCAACCAACUAUGUUUUAGUCCAAUCGGCUGGAAUACUUGAACAUCUAUUGCUCAAAUCGCCACACAACUACGAAGCCCUGUUAUUGCUUGUCCGGAUAUACCUGCUACUCGGUGCUGGAUCCCUUGCCCUGAGGAAAUUUUCCAAACUCUCUGUCAAGCAAAUACAGUACGAGACAGUUGCGCAUAACUUAUUUACACGUCUUGCAACGAUUCACCCCCAAAGUGCACCCCCAUCGUUAGACCUCGACAGAAAGGACUACGACCCGCAAGCGGGUCUCAGACAGGCGUUAUCCUUUUACCGAAACGCAGAGAGCGCGACCACGUAUUCUCAGACAACGGGCUUAGACAAUGGCAGCUACAUCAAUGUGGAAGGGAGCAUCGAACUCCGGAAUGACUUAAAAAAUAGCUUGUGCAGGAAAAUGUGGGCUUUGGAAGCAAGACGCCUUCAGCGACUCGUUGGUGGGCCAUCGGUAAGCCAGUAUGAGAAGAUUGUACUCAAUGAAAGCCCUCUUUCAGACAAGCGUAGCUUUGAGGGUUUCAUGAACUGUGAGCCUCGCGGAAAGCCAGCCUUUGAAGAGUACGUUAGGCUAGGACCAUUGCAAAAGACUCAAGCAAUCAACGCAAUGGCUGUCACAGACGCCUUGUUUAGCUUCUUAACUAUGGUUUCGUCAAAAGCAUCGAAAUCAAAGCUUGGUUCAAAACACCUCGAUUUCGACAUUGAUUGCGCAAAAAAUCAACUCACAUCAGCAGAAAAGACGAACGUACACAUUCAUCUUCUUCUAUUGAAAUGUCUAGCAAUACUUACAGGGGAGUCUCCAGCGGACUCCGGCACAGUCGAUAAUACCCUAUCAAAGGUGGAUAGCUACCUUGAGGAAAGGCUGAAAGACCUGAUUACUCCGGACUUUAAAACAAAUGGGACAAUAGACUUGACUCCUAACUCUACCACUGCAUCCCCUGCUCCAUCAUGGGUUUUCUUACACGAGGCCAUCCUAUUACUUGAGACGUUAAUGGCUAUAAUGCUAUUCAUCUCAUUUAUAGGCAAGAACAAGCCCUACACUUCAGGAGACGGCAAAAUUAAGCUUACUGCGCUCAAGGAUCGCGUGAAGGCGGUUACGAAUGAAGUGAAAGUCCAAUGUCAUGGACUGAAGACACGAAUUUCGAGCUCUGGGAUGCUUGGCCAUCUUGUUGAUAUUGUGCAUAUGAGACCACGAGGCCGGACAGAGACAGAAACUUCCGAAGGUGGUCGAAUGCUUGAUACUGAGAUCGAAGGGCUCAUGGACUCUGCAUCCCUGGAGUUAUUCUGUGGCUCAUUGAUGGAGAGCUGGGAAAAUGCUCUUGACGGCGUUAUCUCCAUUUGUUCUACACUCCGAUGA